Astyanax mexicanus (Mexican tetra) is the source of this 1105-nucleotide messenger RNA. Its product is annotated as trace amine-associated receptor 13c-like. The transcript has a single exon. Gene Ontology annotation, molecular function: trace-amine receptor activity. Bases 22 to 990 code for a protein of 322 amino acids. The record is from RefSeq and is a predicted model, not a curated record. Gene Ontology annotation, biological process: G protein-coupled receptor signaling pathway. Gene Ontology annotation, cellular component: membrane. NCBI's taxonomy places the organism in Eukaryota, Metazoa, Chordata, Actinopteri, Characiformes, Acestrorhamphidae.
AAUGUUGGAUUCACAAAUCUUAUGGAACUUAAUCAGUCUGGUCAGUGUGACAGGUUUUCCUGCGCUGAGAGAUCUGUAUCUGCUGUGUCUGUGUUUCUGUAUAUCUGUGCUGCUGCUGUAGUUCUGUUAACAGUGUUUGGAAAUCUGCUCAUCAUUAUCUCUGUUUGUCACUUUAAGCAGCUCCACACUCCAACUAACAUGCUCAUCCUCUCUCUGGCUGUAUCAGACUUUCUGGUUGGAGUCUUUGUGAUGCCGACUGCAUUAGUAUGGACGAUUGAAUCCUGUUGGAUGUUUAGUGCAGGUUACUGUUUGUUUUAUAUAUUAAUCUCUUAUUUUCUAACAAACAUAUCGAUAAAUACUGUUGCUCUCAUUGCAGUUGAUCGGUAUUUUGCUCUCUCUAACCCGUUUCUUUACACUAAAAUUGCCACUCUGAGCACCAUGUGUAUUGUAGUUUUAUGUAACUGGUUUAUAUUGUUGUUGUAUAACAUAACCCUUCAGUACUUCAACGGAUAUUAUGCAAAAAUGACAAUGUGUCCUGGAGACUGUUUUUUUAUGUUGGAUGAAAUUUGGUCUCUAGUUGAUCUUCUAUUGACAUUUGCUCUCCCCUGUUCUGUUAUUAUAAUACUGUAUGGUUUAGUUUUUGUUAUUGUAAAGAAACAUGCCACCGCUAUCAGAGAGCUUAAUACUGUGACCAGGACUCACAUGACAGACUCGAUGAAAUCAGAGAGAAAAGCUGCAAAAAAUCUUGGCAUCUUAGUGUCAGUGUUUUUAGCUUGUUUAUUUCCAUACUUUAUUUAUACUGUGUUGGGUAAUGUAAUAGAAAUCGAAGUAGGAAACUUUCAGAAAGUCUUGAUGUUGGUUUAUCUUAAUUCUGCCAUUAAUCCAGUUAUUUAUGCUUUGUUUUAUCCUUGGUUUAGAAAAUGUGUUAAAAUAACAUUAACACUUCAAAUAUUAAACACAGAUUCUGCACUGAUAAAUGUUCUUUCAUGAACAAAUAACAAACAAACAGUUCACCCUUUGAUUAUGUUUAUGCAUUAUUUUAAAUAAAUGCUUGGGAAUUUGUUCAGUCUGACUGUUGUUUGUGCUCUAAAAAUGGUCAAAUAUG